AUGGACGGCGCACUGAAAUAUGAACUCGGUGAUAUAUGCGUUAGUGUUCCUCGAUUCUACGCGACAUUUUUCGAAGGCGUGGCAGACCUUGAGACCGCAUCCAAGGCUAUUUUCAAGAAGUGUACGGAAGGAACUAGUCCACUUUUCUUUGACGAGUGGACUGGAUGGCCUCAAGAUGCAAAUGAGACGGACGUUCUAAGCUGGUUCUCAAAAUUUACUAAGAAGCUGGCGGCGUUUGCAGACGAAUAUAAACCAAACCCGACAUCGCAACGAAGACUAUUAGUACAGCCCAACAAGCCGAUUCCGAUUCCGGGUUCUACAGCGGAGCGUAAGCUGGAUGUUAGCUUUGUAAAUAACCCCGAAGAUAGAGAAUACUCUACAUGCUACUGGUCGCAGAUCCUCAUACCUGGAGAGCUUAAGAAAAACCCGAUGGCCGACAUAGCUUCAAAGGCAUGGCUCGAUAUUGGAACAUAUGCAAGAGAAGUGUUCGCCGCUCAAGAUGCUCGUAGAUUCGUUCUGAGCUUCACGCUUUGUGGAUCUCUCAUGCGGAUAUGGGAAUUCGAUCGGCUUGGGGGGAUUGCUUCGGAACGAUUUGACAUAAACACCGAUGGGCUACAGUUUGUGUCCACGAUCCUUGGCUUUCUCUGGAUGAACGAGGCGCAACUUGGGUUUGAUCCUACCAUCAAGAUGAUUAACAAUCAGCGCUUUAUCGUAAUUGAACGGGACGGCCGGAGAGAACGUAUUUUCAUUGAUAAGGUGAUAACACGGGUACGGUGCGUAGCAGGUCGGGCAACGACAAGUUGGAAAGCCCAUCCCGAAGGAGAUCCACAGACGCCACUUGUUAUCAAGGAUUCAUGGCAAAAUACAGAACGAGAUGAGGAAGGCGAGUUACUCUAUGACGCAACGGGUAACGGCGUGAUUAACGUCGCCCGGCACUACCAUCAUGAGACUGUUCAGGUGUGCGACGCCGAUGAUGACAUUCGGAGUAAUGUUAGGAAGGGGAUAGACAUUACGAGCCCGAAAAACUACGAGCCGAUACGGUCGAUCCCGUUAUCGGAAGAGGGCAAACGUGACGCAUCGGAGAGUAGUCGCAAUCGUAACAGCCGGAAGCGGCUAUUGAGCCAGACUGGUACCUCUCUCCCGGCCAAUAAGCGAUCCUUCUCGCAAUCUUUGAGCAAGUUCGGCAGCCAUGCAACCUCAAAGAGGGUACCAAAUCGGGUACAUCGGCGCGUCGUUCUUCGUGACUAUGGCAAGCCUAUCUACAAGGCAAGCUCCCGAGCAGCUUUGCUUACGGCGCUCGAGGGUUGUAUUGAAGGUCACAAGUCUCUUUAUAAGGCUAGUUUCAUUCACAGAGACAUUUCAGUCAACAAUCUCAUGAUUAAUGAAGAUAAGGUAAACCCUUCCUGGCCUUCGUUCUUAAUUGACUUAGACCUUGCUAUCAAAGUGCAGCGAGUUGGCGCCUCGGGGGCAAAGGGAAUAACUGGCACGAGGGUGUUUAUGGCCAUUGGAAUCCUUAUGGGGGAGCGGCACUCUUUCAUGCAUGAUCUGGAGUCGUUCUUCUGGGUCCUAUUCUGGAUAUGCAUCCACUAUGAUGGCUCCGGCAAGGACGUCGGUCCAUCUGAAUUUGAGAGUUGGAAUUGCGAGAAAGAUAGGAAGCUGGCAUCGUUGAAGAAGGGGGAAAUAGGUCAUGAAGGAGACUUCAUCGAGAACGCACGCAAUAACUUCACGACAUACUACCAGCCACUCGUACAUUGGGUGAACAGAUUACGGAAAGUAGUAUUUCCUAAUGGCAGAAGAUGGGAGAAAGCAGAUGCUAUAUUGUAUUCUCGGAUGCAGGAUGUCCUUCGCGAAGCUCGGAUGGACCCAAAUGUGGUAGGCGCGUAA
Molecule: messenger RNA, 1884 nt
Organism: Pseudomassariella vexata
Lineage: Eukaryota; Fungi; Ascomycota; Sordariomycetes; Amphisphaeriales; Pseudomassariaceae
Exons: 1
Coding region: 1-1884 (627 amino acids)
Biological process (GO): protein phosphorylation
Molecular function (GO): protein kinase activity
Source: RefSeq, a predicted model, not a curated record